AUGUUGAACUCGGCAAUGAGUAAUCGUGUUUCAAAAGCAAGAAAGAAAGCACCAAGAGUAAGCAAAGCUUGCAAUACGUGCAGAUCAAGGAAGAUAAAAUGUAAUGGGGUGAAACCAUGUGCAAGUUGUUCACAGGCUGGGACUGAGUGUACUUUUGACGAUAGAAGUAUUCAUAAAACUACCUUAUACAAGGAAGAAGAUGAUAUUAGAAAGGAUCUAAGGACAUUAACCACAUGUGUCAAUACAUUAUCUAAAUUGAAAUCUAUAGACCACCAGAAACUGAACCCUGUUGUUGCACAACUUCAGUCUAAAUUGAACACUUUUAGAAAUGAUAUGCGUGUAAUGCUUGAAAGUGACAAGAUGACUGAUUAUGAAUCCGAUCGAUCCAUUGAAACCGAGCUUAUUGAUUUAGAUUCCAUUAGAUUCAACAGAUUUAUAUCGAGCAACUUGGACGAUGAUGACCAGAAACAAGUUGUCAAUGGAUAUUUUGGAUUCUAUUCUCCACUCUGUCUACUAACGAAGCAAGGCUUUGGGUGGUUAUUUAAGAAAUUAUUUAGUUCAAAGCUUAAUCAUGCGGAGGUGAAAAUGACUUUCUAUCUGUAUAUGAAAUUUUUUGAUUUGAGUCAUUAUUGUUCGAAUAAAAUUGCUGAACGAAAUUUAGCACCAUUUGAAACUUAUUUUGCAGAGCAUAUGGAUAAGAGUAUACAAUAUACUGAUCAGCAUGUUGUGAAUCAUAUAAUAAAUAGGAUAUGUUCGCUUCUAAACAUGGUCCAAGAUAAAUCUAAAUUAAUAAAGUCAGAUGAUCCAAUCCAAAUUUUACAAUUUCUAAAUAUCCAUGUUAACAGUAUUAAAAAUUACUCUUACUUGAAAGGUACAGAUUCAUUAGGUCUCGCGGUAUUUUAUGAGGUAGAUACUCUUUUGGGUACGUUAUUCAAGCAUUGCGAGGAUCUUAUACACAAGACCAAAUUCAGAGAUCUGAAUAUUGCAGAUGCACUUUUAACACAAAUGGAGUAUGUGAAUAAUAAAGUUGAAAGUUACAAUCUAAGGGACAUUAUUUCAAUAGCAGUGGAUGAUACAAUUUUUGAUGGUUUGAAUAGAUGGGAAUAUUAUAUUGGAUUAAAUGAGACUACAGCCGAUCGGUAUCGUUCUGUGUUUUGGAAAUGUAUGUGGUUUGACCGUUGGGCUUCAGUUAAUACUGGAAAACCAUUUUUACUUGAUGAGAGUAUGUCUCUAUGUUUAUUACCUAGGAAGUGGAUGAGUUUAGGAUUGAAUGAAACUAUGGAAUGUGAAAUGCUGUUGGACACCGUUGAUUUUAGUAACGAAUUGGUCGAUGCUCAGACAUUUGUAGAAAUAUCUCGUUUCCUGUUGACUAAAUUGUUAACAACACAUUUUAGAUCCAUAUUAUACAAUAAAGAUUUUACCGAUUAUAGAAUAUUUUCUUCCAAAUAUCCAAACUUUGAAAAGACAUUACAUGACUUGUUACAAAUUAUAGAACGAUUAACAUGGAAUUUUGCCAAAUUAGACGAAAAAAUGGAACCAUAUAUUGGUGAGUUAGUUCCAUCGAAUGAUAGACUUCAUGCAUAUAUGACCAUGAGAUAUUGUCGUGUCGAGAUGUACAACACUAUUGAAAGUAUCUUGAUACGCUUUUGCAACGCCCCAAGGACUCAGGAUAAAACUUUGAUCAAUAAAUUGAUACUAAAACAGAGACUAGAUAUUUUUAAACUGUGUUCAAGCUCGUUGCAAAAGUUGUCGAAUAUUGGAAAUGCUUUUGAGCAUAUUAAAUAUAAUAGAUUGAUCACGAUGUUUUUCAUGCAUGUCAUUAUUUAUUCCAUCGAUAAUCCUAUUUGUAAUAUGAUCGACACUAUUAAUGAUGUUUGUACUGUUGUGCAUAAUGAAAGAUCUUGUGGUAGAAUGGGGGCAACCAAUGCAGUUGUCACUUUAGAUAGAAUUAAAGAAGGUACUAAUCUACCGAUUUAUUUUACAUUUGUUUUGACUAGGAUAUUUUUGCAGAUAUAUGUUGAAAAGAGAAACAUUAGUGAAGAGACGUUAAUAUCGGAAGUUAUUAAAAUCAAUACAACGAAUGGAAAUAUUUGUAAGGAUAUUUUGAAUAUCGAUUCAUCUUGUUUCACGAUAUUAUUGGCCAAUAUUCCAAAUUCUCCGACACAUAUUAAAGUUCUAAAAGAAAUCAAUAAAGUUACAAAAUCUAAAUUCAUGGACAAUUUCACACCACCUACAUCAGUGAGUGUGCCAAAUUCAGACGGGGAAAAUACUGAGAGUGUAACGACUGUUAUGGACUCUAGUGACAAUCCUGAAAUAUUUACGACAUUAGAUGAUUUCUUACAAUUGAAUGUAUUUUCUGAAAUAUAUGAAGCUCUAUGGGGUGAAUUGGAUGAUUCUUCUCCCGAUAUCAUAGAAAAUUCAACUUCCCUAUAA
Maudiozyma barnettii is the source of this 2433-nucleotide messenger RNA. RefSeq names its product Zn(II)2Cys6 transcription factor. The transcript has a single exon. NCBI's taxonomy places the organism in Eukaryota, Fungi, Ascomycota, Saccharomycetes, Saccharomycetales, Saccharomycetaceae. The record is from RefSeq and is a predicted model, not a curated record. The coding region runs from base 1 to 2433 and encodes 810 amino acids. Gene Ontology annotation, molecular function: DNA-binding transcription factor activity, RNA polymerase II-specific; zinc ion binding; DNA binding. Gene Ontology annotation, biological process: regulation of DNA-templated transcription; DNA-templated transcription.